This is a messenger RNA of Hordeum vulgare subsp. vulgare (domesticated barley), 696 nucleotides long. RefSeq lists its product as uncharacterized. Lineage: Eukaryota; Viridiplantae; Streptophyta; Magnoliopsida; Poales; Poaceae. The record is from RefSeq and is a predicted model, not a curated record. The transcript has a single exon. The coding region runs from base 171 to 431 and encodes 86 amino acids.
GUGCAGAGUGCAGACGCCGCCCCGCCCGCCAACCUCCCAACCCAGGCCCCUUUUCCCGAUACGGCAACCGCACCGGUCGUUCAACGGCGGGGAACGGGGACGGCCGGGCCGGCCAGGACGCGGACGUCCACCUCGGUCCGUCCGUCGUUUGCGUGAGCGGCGAGAGCAGCAUGACGGCGCCGGGACGACGACUAGUCCCGACGCGGCUUGGCUUGGCUUGCCGUCUCGCCCUCCUCCUCCGGCACAUGAGGGCUCGUUUGCGAUGCGAUUCUGGAAGAGGUCGGGUGGGGUGGGGUGGUAGACCCAACUUCCAAGUUGGGGGAGACGACGGGGCUCCACGCCAGCCAACCUCCCCCAACUCGGUGGACAGGGACGGGUGCUGCCGUGCUGGUACUUUCGCCCAUCACCAAUCGGGCCAAUCACCCGCCUGAGACACGCACAGUAAUCCCGUACGGAAAAGCAACAGGGACGGACCUGGCUGCGCGAACACGGCAAAUUCUCCCCUUCUCUUUUUUCUUUGCUUUCGUUCAUAUGCAUAUAGGCAGCAGCAGCAACAACAACAACAACGAUUUACUGUGGGGCGAUAUGCGCCCUCCCGCUUGCUGUUACUCGACGUACAAUGAUUUCACCAUCAUCCAACAGUGGGGAAGCGUCCCAUGCCAUGAUGCCAAGACGGUGCAGUAAACCGAAAGCUGC